Molecule: messenger RNA, 8541 nt
Organism: Patiria miniata (bat star)
Lineage: Eukaryota; Metazoa; Echinodermata; Asteroidea; Valvatida; Asterinidae
Product: integrator complex subunit 1-like
Exons: 47
Coding region: 109-6705 (2198 amino acids)
Biological process (GO): U2 snRNA 3'-end processing
Cellular component (GO): integrator complex
Source: RefSeq, a predicted model, not a curated record
GCUGAUCGCGCUCGCAAAAUGUGCACUCAACAUGGCGACUCCGAUAUGCGCUGUCUGUGCAGUUUGAGUCCGAAGUAUUUUUUGCCGCUUGUGGCCUAAACUACCGAGAUGGAAAGAAACAAACAACUUGGAAAGAAACUGCCAGGAAGGAGAAUCCUACCGGCAGGCGAGAUUAUCGCUCUUGGGGCCAAGUCCCGCCCAGGAGGAGGGCAAGAUGGCUCGGAGCUCCGCGCCAACCCAGAAUGGAAGAGGGAAGCACCAACCACCUCGGCUGGACCUCCUCACAAGAUUGCCAAGGUCUCUGGCCAGACCUUCACCCCUCUGGGUCGGGGGGUGCCUGAGAGCAGCAAAGGAGGGGCUGGAGAGCAUGUCAUCAAGCCAGGCAUCAAGACAAUCGAAGUGCCAGCCUCGGAGCUCUUAGAUCAAGUCCUAGAUGCUGACGGGGCAGAAGAUGACGACCGCAUCGACGGUCUGCUGUGUGGCGCCCUCAAGACGUUGAAGAGCACUCGGGCCAAGCCUGGAUCGCAGCUGUACCUCAGCUUGAUGUACCUGGCCAAGAUCAAACCCAUGCUGUUUGAAUCGGAAGACGUUGUGGAUUACGUCUGCAGCCUGCUCAAAAGAGACAUCAGCUUGAGCUUCAAGAGUAAAGGCAACCCUCUGGUCUCCGUGCUAGCCUGUAACCUCCUCAUGCAUGCCUAUCUCUAUGAGGAUAACUGGCCCAUAGCAUUUGUCAAGGUCUUCCUCGAAGACGCCAUGGGGGAGAGGGUUUGGGUAGACCAUCCCAGCUGUCGUGAGUUCUGCAGUAACAUCCAGACAGCGUUUGGCACCAAGAUGCCACCUCGUCACCUCAUGCUGCCCAUCGACCAGCUACGCCAUUCCACCAGCACUCCCGAUCUCCAAAGUGGAAGUCCACUCCGGGACGACAGCGAUCUGUCUUCAGAGUCAGCUGCCAACCAAACGAGUGAGGACAUGGAUUUGACUGCAGACGUACAAGCCGAGGGGGUGACUGCAAGAUAUAGUCUUCUGAAGGACAGCAUAGAGACAUACGUGGUAGACUUUGUUCGUGACCAGCUGACACGACGGCAGGGAAUGGACACUCCAAGGAACCUGCUGCGCGUCUUGACUGCGGCAUGCGGCUUUCCUGAGGUCCGACUCCUAGCAGCGACAAGGCUAGAGAUGUGGCUGCAGAACCCUAAGCUGACUCGGCCUGCCCAGGAGCUCCUGAUGGCAGUCUGUCUGAACUGCGACACCCACGGCCAGGAGGAUGUAGAGGUCAUAGGUCAUCUCAUUAAGAUCCGUCUCAAGACCAAGCCUCUCAUUAAUCACUACAUGCUCAGCAUGAAAGAGUUAUUAAACCAGCAUUCAGACAACCUGUCCACCCUUCUGAAGCACACCAUCUACAAUGAGUUGUCUAACUCACGCAAUCCCAACAACAUGCCGCUACUGGCGACUAUCUUCCAGCAUUCACCGGAGGCAUCAGCCAAGUUUUUGGCCAAUGUAUUCCAAGACCUGCUGAUGAACAGAGACGACUAUCUACGAGCUGUGAGGGCGCUGUUUCGAGAGAUUGUCAAAUCGUUACGCUAUGACCUAGACUUCCCAGCGUUCUGCAGGGGCCUGAUGAAGGAAAGAACUGACAAACAGUUCAUUGACAUGGAGGCCCAAUUCAAGGAUCGUAUGCUGCUUUCCCUGACUGACCUGAUUGUGUUAGCUGCUCUUCUUAGUGUCAGCCCAGCGAUAAAAGAGGCUGUGGCAGCAUACACCAGGGGUGACAGGAAAGACAUGGAUGUACUGAGAGCCUUCCAGAACCAGGCCUCCGUCAUGCAGAGAGAUGCAGUAUGGUGGCUGCACACCGUGGCGCCUAAAAUGUUCAAAGUCAACCAACAAGACUUCAACCAAUGUUUGCAGAAAGUGCUGUUCAUGGAGCCGUCCGAAUCAUAUUGCAGCAAAGAUAACUGGCCACCAGAGUCCGACAGAUCGUUACUGCUAUCCCUCCUCUCUGAGGUCCCUGUUCAAGAGGAUACAUUGAUGAGGGUCCUAGUGAUGGGCUUAUCACGUGAGCUACCAUUAACAGCCGCAGAUGGCUUAGAGCUAGCGGACAAGUUAGUCAAGAGAGCUGCAGUGCUGUAUGCUGAAGAUUUUCCAGUACUGAAAGUGGAGCGGAUCCAGUUAAUUGAUGCAGUGCUGAACCUGUGUGCCUACCAUCACCCUGAAAACAUCCAGCUACCACAGGGUUACACACCGCCCAGUUUGGCCAUCUCCAAUCUCUACUGGAAAGGCUGGAUCUUAUUGGUUGUCAUCACUGCAUUCAAUCCAACCAACAUAGGUCUAUCGGCAUGGGAACGGUAUCCAAUGCUGCGCUGUUUCAUGGAGAUGGUCAUGACAAACAAUUUCAAGUACCCACCCCCUACAGCAGCCCCCGACGAACGUUCACAGGAGGAAGUCAGAACAAGGGAACUCCAGGUGAUUGCGCUUGAGAAGCAAGAGAUCUUGGAGUUUGAGAACCACUUAGCGAGAGUGGCCAUCACUGAGGCUAACAGCCUACUCCUGUCACAGGUCAUACGUAUGGACCCUAAUGGUAUAGCCAGGCGCCCCCCUGCUCAGGUGCUGGAGCAACUCCAACACUUCAAUAAAGUUCUGAAUCUCGGUCACAUGCUCUGCCGAAGCCGGUCCCCGGACUUCCUAUUGGAUAUCAUACAGAGACAGGGCACGUCACAGUCCAUGCCCUGGCUAGCCGAACUGGUAAACUCGGCUGAAGGUUCCCUGGACGUUCUGCCGGUGCAGUGUCUCUGUGAGUUUCUGCUGAAUGACAACCAAGACAGUGACGCUGGGGAGGAGAGUAAGAAAGGAGAUGCCAAGAGAAAACAGCGAAUUGACAAGCAGGAGCAGUUACUAUCCCGUCUUCAGACCCUCGUACGUGGACCAGACUCUCAAGCAUCUACCUGCUGUGAAGUCAUGGACUACUUCCUGAGACGACUCAGCUCACAACAGCAAGCCAGUCGCUCACUGGCUGCUAAGGGUCUGAUGAUGGUCUUAUCCGUGCCUGAGGAUAAAAACACAACGGAGGAAGACACGGAAGACCCGCCCUGGGCUUGCCCUACACUGAUGGCAUCACAUGAAUGGCUGUUGAAGAAUAUGCCCUCCCUCCCUCACUUUGACCCUGUCAGGGCAUCAGCCACAACUGCCCUCAGACAGGCUUGCCAGAUUGAGACAGACCCGUUAGCACUCAGUGCCUACGUCGUCUUUCUGUCGCAGUUUGCUCCAGUCACUGAUCUGAACGACUUGGCAGUGGAUCUUGCCCAGUUGAUAGUGGAGCGACCAACCAUCGUAUCUUGCAUCCUACCUCGUGAGACCUACAACGAAGUAGCUGACGUCACCUUGGCAGCUAUGAUCAAAAUAUUCAGCCGCUACUUGCUCAAAGCUACCAAGCCUAACGAGGAAGGAUAUAGCUGGUCGGACACCCAGGACCAGGUAUUCCUGUACUGGCAGACUGGUGAAUCAGCCACAAUGCAUAUCCUGAUAGUCCAUGCUAUGGUCAUACUGCUGACCUACGGACAACCCAAAGUUGACAGUGAUUUCCAGCUCUUGUUGCACUCUUGGUUCCCUGAGAAUAGCACCCCACCCCAGGCCUACCUAGUAGACACCUCAGAGGAUGCCUUACUGCUCCCUGACUGGCUCAAACUCAGGAUGAUCCGAUCCAGUGUGCCAGAACUCGUCAUUGCAGCUUUGCAAGAUCUGGAACCAGCCCAGCUAGUUCUCUUCAUCCAGUCGUUUGGUAUUCCAACAGCCAGCAUGAGUCAGCUCUUGGCUCACCUGGAUGCAGCGGUCGUGCAGGACUCUCAAGCCAUGGAAAACGCGGUAGUGGACAAGGCCUACAUGGCUCAGCUGGUUGAAGUCCAGCAGAUGAGGGGGGCGUCAGGAGGGGUGGAGUUCCACAAACUGCUGACCGAAGGGGUGGAAGAGCCUUCGGACAAGGACAAAGACAAAGUUGAGAGUAAGAAGGAGGAAUCUGUGGAGAAGAUGGACACUUCUGAGUCAGCAAUGAGAUUGCCUGAUGAAGACCACCAAGAGGAAUGGUGCAAGCUACUCAUCAAGUUAUUUAAAGAUGAGUCGUCAGAGGAAUCUCGACAGGUGUUUGCUAUUGUACAACAGGAGAUUUUGAAGGACAUUCGGAGACUGAGAACAGAUCCGCUACACAAACCCUCUGAGAUGCUUACAAGCAGUUUGCUAAGCAUAGUGAAGGAUGGCAGUCUCCUUCCAAGUCAGCUUACCAAGCGGGCAGACAUCGGCGGUCCACUUCUCAGUCUGCUACUCACGAGAGAGAAACUUCAGCAGAAGUAUGGGUCUCCUUCUACUUUCCCUGAGCUGGUGCAGUACCUAUGUGAAGCGCUACCUACCAAGGAAGGCACAUUGGCACAGACUCUGAUCCAUUGCCAGAAGGAACUCAGUGUCAGCUCUGUAGAUGUCAACGUCGACCAAGCCCUGAAGGAGAUGACUGGGGAUUCACAAGAAAACAAACAGGAAUCUAUGGAGAAGGUUGUGAAGGCAUUCAGACAUGGCCAAGCCCCUGCAAACGAUGAACUACUAGAGCAAGUUUGUAGGCAGCUCUUAGACAGCAACGCCAACCAGAUGGAGAAGUUACUGACAACCAGCCUGACAGCUAGCCAUGGUAGAAGAGCGCCCUCACAGGCCAGCCAGAGGGUAGGCAUGCUGAGCAGACUACUAACACACCAGCAACAGAAGCACUCAUCAACGUCUGGUACCCAGACUUCUAGUCAUCCCCAACUCUUAGCCUCUACCUCCGGCCUCCUGACUGACUGGCUGGCUCUUCUGGAUCCAGAGGCAUGCCAGGCUUGCCCUGAUUUACAGCAGCAAGCCAUCUUUGCCCCAGCACCCCCUGGGAAUAGGAACAGCCCCAGCAGCAGUGGAGACAGUCAGAAGCGAAUUGGCAGCGCAUAUCUACUGGCGCUACUGACCCAUCAAGCUAACUGGGGCACACUACACAAGUGCAUUGAUAGGUUACUGGGGCCUGCUAGAAAUGCAUACAGUUUCAGUGCAACGGCUGUAUUGGAUUUCUUGUGGGCGUGCAUCCACAUACCCAAGAUCUGGCAAGGACGGGAUACAAGGGCUUCUAAGAGACACUCUGAAGAAGAUGUCUUAUGUCUGUCGCCGGACCAGAUCUGCGCAUUGGCUGAUUACAUCAUCCAGGAAGCGGCCGAUUCAUCAGGGCAGUACGGUGCCCCGCCUAGUGCCACACCCAAUGCCUCGCCCAUUACCACGCCCAGUGCCCCACCCAGUGCCUCACCCGAUGCAGAUGAAGGCCUGACGGAACUGGCCUCUAACACCAUCAAGGCCCGGCUCUCCUUGCUCUUGACCAGUUUCCAUGGCAACAAGGGUGUGGCGGAGCACCUGAUCAGAUACCUUGGCGACUGUAGUCGCGAGACAAACCCGUCCUCUGCCCUUUACCAGCAGUUAUUAUUAGAGCUAUACCUGCAGGUCCCUGAGACUAUACAAAAUCUCUCCUUCAUCAGUACCAAGCUACAAUCACAAGACACUAGUAAUAUACCCACCCCAGUCGACUGCCUCACACACAGGUUACUGUGUGUGUUAGCAGACAGCAAGCCGGGAGAUACCAGCAAGCAGAAGGCCGAUGACGCCAACGUAGCAUGCCGCAAGCUGGCUGCUGAACACCCUGUACUCAUACUCAGGCAACUAGCCAUGGUGACCGUUCUGCUUCAAGGCCGGACCCAUCUUAACUUCAAAGAGUUCCGCGUCCGUGGUCACUUACGAUUCUUCAACCACAUCCUCGGAAUCCUACAACUUCUUGAACCUCAACUUUUUGCUCAGCCCUCUACAGUUCUGCAUGGCAUCAUGGAGGCCUACUUCCCUAUCCUACCGCAUUCUGUGAUUGCUAAGAAGCCUCUGGAAUCCAUCAUUACCAAGUUCAUCCAGCUUCUGUAUCAGUACUCCAGCCACAACCCAACCCAGGCUCAGCCGCUCCUAGAGAAACACUCAACAGCACUCAACAACCUAUCCCAGGUCUACCCAGACAUCCAGCAGCUCAAGUCCCUAUUGGCCAGCAUCACGCUGACCUCAUCCUCCAAGGACCAAUCAGGGCUUGGCUCCGCCCCCAACCAGGCGGAGCCAGCCAUGGAUGAGAUCCCAGGGGUCGGAGGUCGGGAGGAGACUUACUCGCCGACACUCGCCGCCAUGAUGGGGGCUGAUGCAUCGUGGGAUACCGAGGACGUCAAGUCGUUCGCUGAGAGACUUUCUCAGGAAGAAGAUUCCGAAGGCAUGGCUGAAGCCUUGAAUGAGCUGGAGGAGAAGUCUAGCAGUGCUGUGGGAAUACUGCAACAUUUUGUGACUGAAUUGUCCACUCAGAUGACAUCAUGCAACAAAGACUGCAGGCAGACGGCGUUUGUUCUGGUCAUCCGAUACAUCAGACACGACCCAAGUGUUGCCAGCAAGUUUCUACCCGCCUACAUGGAAUGUCUGAACAGCAUGGAUCAAGAAGUGGUACAGACAGCUUUGAAGAAUCUUCCUGAGUUUACGCUCCUCUGCCAAGAGAACGCUGAGGUUGUGCUACAGAAAGCCUUCACCGUCGGAGUCAACAGCAAACUGUCCACAGUUCCACUCAUAGCAGAGACACUGAAACUACUCAGCAUGGAUAGUGCCUCAACAACCUCAAACACUACGACGCCAAGCUGAUGAUGGGCAUUCCUGAAACUACGAUGACCUCUUCAGCUUCAGCUCCAGGCUUGGCUAGCAUCAGCCAUGUUUGAUACAACUGUCAAAUGUUUGUAUUGCAACACAGAUGUGUUACAUUGUUACUGAAUGCGGACUGUGUCGAUACUUCAUCAAUCACAAAGCUGACGAUGCCUUUUCUGAGACGUGGCUUUGUCUCCAACUUUGACUCCAGGCUUGCCCAGCAUUGGAUGAAAUGAACAGUCAACAAUUAUAUCGCAACACAGACCGCAUACACUGUUACUUAAUGUGGACUACAUGUCAACACUUCAUGUACCGUUACAACACAUAGUUGAUGAUGCCUUUUCUGAGACUUCGGCUUCAUCGCCAGCCUUGGCUCCCAGCUCAACUCGCAUCGACAGUAUUGGAUGAAAUAAAGUGUUAAUCAUUUUGCAACAUAGAUAAGAAUAUUACAUUGUUAUUGAAUACUCUUUCUACUACUUUGGCUCCAGACUGCAGCUUUGUGAUUUGGAGUUCCUUUCUUUUACGAUUGGGGCUUAAAAUAUAUGUAUAUGUUGAUGUUCUGCUAAAAAAGCCAACACUUUGAAUAUUUCCAUUUUUGUUCCUACACAUUUUUGAAGGACCAGAUAGUAAGCCAAAGUCUAAAAGGAAUAUAGGGUUUGAAAAAUGGCUAUAACAGUUGUCUUUAAUUGACCUACCACCAUUUGUGAGUUGGUCACGACCAUUAGACAACCGUUUGGAAUUUCCAUACGUUGAGUUUUGUUUGCCUCAGAUUUUGCGCGUCCUGCACCACUUGUAUAUCAUGUAAUUGGACAACAUUUCACAAGCUGCAUUGAUGUGAUUCUACCGUGAUUGGUUAAUUGCAAUAAAACAGUAAAAACAAUUAAAAUGUUUUAUAUGACAUAAACUACUACUGUAAUUACUCCACUAUAUAAAUAUUGUUGCUUUGUUCUUGUUCUCAUUCUUGUACAUUGUACUAUAGAUUGAAAAGAAACCUCAUACUAGUGUACAGGGUGUCUUAAAAAAGUAAUCUGAAAGUUGUGGUUUAUGAAUGUCAUGAAGUUUAAUACAUCAUAGUGCUCCUUUAAAAUCAUUCCAAAGAUUUAAAAAUUUACAUUGAGCCAUCCCAUGCCAUCAAUUUCAAAACAUACUUCGCAAUCAGAAUAGCUCAAAUCUUGGGCUGAUGCCCAAGAUAUGUGUUUGGGUGCCUUUUGGCAUGGGGUAGUUAUUUUCAGGAAUGAACAAAAGUCUUUGAAAUGAUUUAUCUUGUUAUAGAAAAGAUAUUUAAUUGUAUGUACCAACACCCUACCUUCAACCUGUUUACAUGUUUGCAUAUUUUCAUUGACAUAAAAACGUUUAUGGAUUUAGUUACUAAUUUCAGUUGCAUGCUGAAAUUGUUGCAAACAAAAUCUUACUCUCAAAGUGAAUCUGUGUAGAAAUUCUACAAAAAACUGUAAAAAAUCCUGGGGAAAAUGACCAUAAAAAUACCUUACAUAGCAGCAAUGCUGACCAUGUGCAGUGUAUAUAGGAAUGGAUGUAGUAUUUGCAACUAAUUUCACAAAUGUAAAAACCUAUGUUUCAUGGAAAAUUUGGAAAGAAAAAGUUUAAAAAGGAAGGCCUGGCUUUAGUUUGGAGUUAAGUUGGGGCCUCAUGAAAAGAAAAUGAUUCACGUACCAAGAAACAUGAGUCACCUUUAAAACAUUGAUUUUUCAUGUUUAAUUACUGUAAAAUGUGACAAGCAAAGGUUUUUAUAGGUCAGCAUACAUAAAUAUUUAGACUUUGAAAUUAGAGUUGUUGUAUACAUGCUCAUGUACAGAAUAAACCUUUAUUUAAAAAAAA